CAAGUUUGAUUAUAUAGCGUGAUUCUUUUUAUAAUUUCUGAAUAUAUGGUAUGGAAUCAAGUUGGUAUUUCAAAACUGCAUAUUGCAUAUAUAAUUCUUGGUUGUUCUGCUUCUCUAUUUAUGCUUGUUUCUCUUUUUAUUAAACAGAGAUUAUAUAUUGGAGAAGCGAUGGUAGCAACUAUUGUAGGUAUUGUUUUUGGGCCUUGUUUUAUUAAUAUAUUUGAUCCUGGUUCGUGGGGUAAUAUUGAUUAUAAUACACUUGAACUUUCUCGAAUUGUUUUGAUUGUUCAGGUUUUUGCUGUUGGUGUAGAACUUCCUAAAGGAUAUAUACUAAAGCAUUGGAAAAGCUUGGUUAUGCUUUUAUGUCCCGUUAUGAUUUUUGGAUGGAUUAUUACGAGUGUUAUAGUGUAUUUAUUAGUACCAAAUCUUGUUUUUAUUGAGGCGUUAAUAUUAGGUGCUUGUGUUACUGCAACAGAUCCUGUUCUUGCUUCUUCUAUAGUAGGAGAAAGUGAAUUUUCUAAGAAAAUUCCUGAGCAUAUCCGCAAUAUUUUAUCUUGUGAAUCUGGAUGUAAUGAUGGAUUUGCUCUUCCUUUUCUAUUUAUUGGAUUGCAAUUAUUAGCAGAUUCGUUUAGAUUAAAAACUAUUGGCAAAUUUUUUCUUAUAAAAAUACUUUAUGAAGUUGUUUUCGGUUGUAUUUUAGGAUUAAUCAUUGGUUUUUUUGGAAGAAAAGUCGUAAAAUUUUCAGAAAAGUAUAAUUUAAUUGAUCGUGAAUCAUUUCUUGCGUUUUAUUUUGUGUUAUCAUUAUUUUGCGCUGGAAUUGGAACUUUGGUAGGAAUAGAUGAUCUGCUAGUUAGUUUUUCUGCUGGUGCUGCAUUUUCUUGGGAUGGUUGGUUUUCAAAAAAAACUGAAGAAUCGCAUGUUUCUAGUGUUAUUGAUUUAUUGCUUAAUUUUGCAUUUUUUGUAUAUUGGGGUGCUAUGAUACCAUGGAAACAAUAUAAUAUGCCAGAGCUGGGAAUAACUCCUUGGAGAUUACUAAUUGUUGCAAUUUGUGUGUUACUUUUUCGACGAAUUCCUGUUAUUCUUACGUUAAAGCCUUUAAUUCCUGAUAUUCAUACCUGGAGAGAAGCUUUUUUUUGUGGUCAUUUUGGUCCAAUGGGCGUAGGAGCUAUAUUUGUUUCUGUAUUGGCUCGUAUAGAAUUAGAAACCAAAAUCGGUAAGCCUUCGGAAAAGGUUCUAGCUAAUUCAAUUAUUUCUUAUCAUAAGUUAAUACUAAUGAUUUGGCCUAUCACAUCAUUUUUAGUAUUAUCAUCAAUAAUUGUACAUGGUUCUUCUGUUGCAAUUUUUGUUCUCGGGAAACAUUUAAAUUCAUUUUCAUUUACUCCAACCCAUCAUGAUAAUGAAUGUUUGAAUUGGAUUAAUCGUUUUUCGAAACGUGAAAUUAUACGUCCUGUUAUAUUUAGAAGAAAUUCGGAAAAAUAUAAUACAUGUAUCAAAAGAAAACUGAAUAGAGAAAGAUGUACUAGUGAUCCGGUUAAGUUUUUCCCUGUUGAUAAUCUAUCUGAACUUGAAAAUGGUGACAUUUUUCAUAUGAAUGAUUAAAAACAUACUUUUUUGGCUCGCUCUAAGUAAUAUCUGAGAUAUUAUA
Pneumocystis carinii B80 is the source of this 1645-nucleotide messenger RNA. RefSeq names its product sodium/hydrogen antiporter. The transcript is spliced from 7 exons. The record is from RefSeq and is a predicted model, not a curated record. Gene Ontology annotation, molecular function: sodium:proton antiporter activity. Gene Ontology annotation, biological process: sodium ion export across plasma membrane; intracellular potassium ion homeostasis; regulation of membrane potential. Gene Ontology annotation, cellular component: plasma membrane. The coding region runs from base 46 to 1599 and encodes 517 amino acids. Lineage: Eukaryota; Fungi; Ascomycota; Pneumocystomycetes; Pneumocystales; Pneumocystaceae.